Lindgomyces ingoldianus is the source of this 1277-nucleotide messenger RNA. Its product is annotated as P-loop containing nucleoside triphosphate hydrolase protein. Gene Ontology annotation, cellular component: Ctf18 RFC-like complex; DNA replication factor C complex; nucleus. The transcript has 3 exons. Gene Ontology annotation, biological process: DNA repair; DNA-templated DNA replication. Gene Ontology annotation, molecular function: ATP binding; DNA clamp loader activity; DNA binding. NCBI's taxonomy places the organism in Eukaryota, Fungi, Ascomycota, Dothideomycetes, Pleosporales, Lindgomycetaceae. The coding region runs from base 85 to 1269 and encodes 394 amino acids. The record is from RefSeq and is a predicted model, not a curated record.
AUUGAACAAUUCUCCGUCUAUCGUGAUACUUCUCGUUUCUAAUUCUUGCAAUUCCAGGCAUAUCCUGUGAAAUUUUAUAGCAAAAUGUCUGAUUUCGACGAUGAGAUGGACGUUGAUGCGCCUGUUGCCGACACAACCAUUAAGUUCGGCGGGGAAACGCAGAAGGGGAAGAGGAGUGCUGCGAAUCUGCCUGUCGAGGCAGAAGACUCCCUACCAUGGGUAGAGAAAUAUCGACCGAACACUCUUAACGAUGUUGCCGGCCACCAGGACAUCCUCGCGACCAUCAAUAAGUUCGUUGAUUCAAAUCGACUACCACACCUCCUUCUCUAUGGCCCACCCGGAACUGGCAAAACCUCUACCGUCCUCGCCCUCGCUCGACGAAUUUAUGGAAACAAGAAUAUGCGACAGAUGGUCUUGGAACUAAACGCUUCAGAUGACAGAGGUAUCGACGUUGUUAGAGAACAGAUCAAGACCUUCAGCAGCACAAAGCAAAUCUUUUCUGCUGCACCAAAACCAGGGGAGUCUUCCUCACUUGCUACCUUCAAGCUCAUUAUCCUCGACGAAGCGGACGCAAUGACCGCAACCGCGCAAAUGGCGCUUCGACGGAUCAUGGAGAAAUACACCGCAAACACUCGAUUCUGCAUUAUCGCAAACUACACACACAAAUUAUCACCCGCGCUGCUUUCUCGAUGCACUCGGUUCCGGUUUUCUCCUUUGAAGGAAGUUGAUAUUCGGAGUUUGGUGGACAAGGUUAUCGAGGAGGAGAAUAUCAACAUCAUCCCAGAUGCUACUGCGUCGUUAGUUACACUAAGUAAGGGCGAUAUGAGGCGAGCAUUGAACGUGCUCCAGGCAUGUCAUGCGUCUAGCACCCCACUCCAACCACCAGGAAAGCCAGCACCGGAUCCUAGCACCAUCGUUAGGGAUCAAAUCACCGAGACCACCAUCUAUGACUGUAUCGCAGCGCCGCAUCCGUCAGACAUCAAGUUCAUCCUGGACAUGCUCAUGAGUACCUCCGAUAUCACCCAGUGUCUCAAAACAAUCAACAAUAUCAAGUCGCUAAAGGGAUUGGCCUUGGCGGAUAUCCUAACGGCGUUGAGUGAGGAAUUGGUGAAAAGCGAUGUUCCGAGUCAGACUAUGGUAACGUGGAUGUCGGGGCUAGCAGAUAUCGAAUACCGGUUGAGUGGUGGCGGGAGUGAGUCGAUACAAACGGGAGCUACCAUAGGGGUCGUGAGGGCAGGCGUUGAGCUGCUAGCCAAGGGGAAGAACUAAGAAGCGUG